Manihot esculenta (cassava) is the source of this 3515-nucleotide messenger RNA. RefSeq names its product receptor-like protein kinase HSL1. NCBI's taxonomy places the organism in Eukaryota, Viridiplantae, Streptophyta, Magnoliopsida, Malpighiales, Euphorbiaceae. The coding region runs from base 194 to 3175 and encodes 993 amino acids. The record is from RefSeq and is a predicted model, not a curated record. The transcript is spliced from 2 exons. Gene Ontology annotation, molecular function: protein kinase activity; receptor serine/threonine kinase binding; ATP binding. Gene Ontology annotation, biological process: protein phosphorylation.
CCAGACAGUGGAGUGUCUCAUGACUCUCUUUUACUAAUAAAACAUUACUAUACCUUCUAACAAAACCACGCUCAAAUGCUUCAUUUCUUCUCUCUUCUUCUUAUAAUACGCUCCGCCACCCCAAUCUCUCCUCUCUUCUCCGCUCUCCUCUCUCCCUCUCCCCUCUCUCCGACCACCGCCGACGACAACAGCUAUGCUUCUCUUCUUCCUCUCUUUCCUCUUCCUACUCUUUCCCUCCCCUUCUCUUUCUCUCAACCAAGAAGGCCUCUACCUCCGCCAACUCAAGCUCUUUCUCUCUGACCCUGACUCCGCCCUCUCCUCCUGGUCCGACCGCGACUCUACUCCUUGCGCAUGGUUCGGCGUCGGCUGCGACCCUGUAACUCACUCUGUCACUUCUAUCGAUCUCUCCAACUCCAACUUAGCCGGCCCAUUUCCUUCACUCCUCUGCCGCCUCCAGAAUCUCACUUCCAUUUCUUUCUAUAAUAACUCUAUUAAUGACACUCUUCCACUCGACAUUUCCUCCUGCCAGAAUUUACAGCACCUCGAUCUUGCUCAGAAUUACCUCACUGGUACACUCCCCCAUACCUUAGCUGAUGUCCCUAAUCUCAGGUACCUUGACCUCACCGGUAACAACUUCUCCGGGGAUAUUCCUGAGUCUUUUGGUCGCUUUCAAAAACUAGAGGUUGUUUCUCUUGUUUAUAAUCUGUUUGAUGGGAUAAUUCCUCCAUUUUUGGGCAACAUUACUACUCUAAAGAUGCUGAAUUUGUCUUAUAAUCCCUUUUCUCCUGGUCGGAUUCCGCCGGAGCUUGGGAACUUGACCAACCUGGAGAUUUUGUGGCUCACUGAAUGUAAUUUAGUGGGUGAAAUUCCUGACUCUUUGAGUCGACUCAAGAACCUCAAGGAUUUAGACCUUGCAGUCAACAAUUUAGUGGGCAAGAUCCCGAUUUCACUCACUGAGUUGACUAGCUUGUUUCAAAUCGAGCUCUACAACAACUCGCUGACUGGUGAGUUGCCUCGAAGCUUGGGGAACUUGACCUCCUUGAGACUCCUUGACGCCUCCAUGAACGACUUGUCUGGGCCAAUUCCUGACGAGUUAUGCCGGUUACCAUUAGAGAGUCUCAAUCUCUACGAGAAUCAAUUUGAAGGGAACUUGCCUGCAAGCAUUGCGAACUCCCCACGGUUAUACGAACUCAGGCUGUUUCAUAACAGACUCACCGGAGUGUUGCCCCAAAACCUUGGCAAAAACUCGCCUCUGAGAUGGCUGGACGUGUCAAGCAAUAGAUUUACUGGCGAAAUCCCAGCGAGUUUGUGUGAGAAAGGCGAGUUAGAGGAGCUGCUAAUUAUAUACAAUGCAUUUUCGGGUCAAAUACCUGAAAGUUUAAGCGAAUGCCGGAGCUUGGCCCGUGUUCGCUUAGGCUAUAACCGUUUGUCCGGUGAAGUGCCAUCUGGGUUCUGGGGCCUGCCUCAUGUGUACCUUGUUGAGCUUGUUAACAAUUCAUUGUCGGGUCCAAUUGCUAAGACAAUAGCAAGUGCAGCAAAUUUGUCACUCUUGAUUUUAGAUAAUAAUCGUUUCAAUGGAAGCAUACCAGAGGAGAUUGGCUGGUUAGAGAAUCUUGGGUCUUUCUCAGGAAGUGGAAAUGAGUUCAGUGGACAAUUGCCCGUGAGUAUAGUGAAUCUGAAGCAGCUAGGAAGUCUAGAUCUCCAUGGUAAUUUACUUUCUGGAGAGCUGCCAACUGGGAUUGAUUCUUGGAAGAAAAUAAAUGAACUCAAUUUGGCUAACAACGACUUUUCAGGGAAGAUUCCUGAGGGAAUAGGAAGGCUUCCCGUGCUCAAUUAUCUUGAUUUAUCUAGCAACCGAUUUUCUGGGAAAAUCCCACUUAGCUUGCAGAACUUAAAGUUGAAUCGGCUCAAUCUGUCAAAUAAUAGGCUAUCUGGGGACAUUCCACCUUUGUUUGCCAAAGAAAUGUACAAAAGUAGCUUUCUUGGGAAUCCUGGUUUAUGUGGAGACAUUGAAGGCCUCUGCGAUAGGAGAGGGGAAGGGAAACGCGAAGGUUAUGCCUGGUUGCUGAAGUCCAUUUUUAUACUUGCUGCUUUUGUCCUUGUUGUUGGUGUCGUUUGGUUCUAUUUUAAGUACAGGACUUUCAAAAACGCAAGAGCUACUGACAAGUCAAAAUGGAUCUUAAUGUCGUUUCACAAAUUGGGUUUUAGUGAAUAUGAGAUCUUGGCUUCUCUUGAUGAGGAUAAUGUAAUAGGGAGUGGAUCUUCAGGGAAAGUCUACAAAGUUGUGCUAAGCAGUGGUGAAGCAGUUGCAGUGAAGAAACUCUGGGGAGGAGCCAAAAAGGAGAGUGAUGAAAACGACGUCGAGAAGGGUCAGUUUCAGGACGAUGUGUUUGAGGCAGAGGUGGAGACUUUGGGGAAGAUUAGGCACAAGAACAUUGUAAAGCUCUGGUGUUGCUGCACAACUAGAGACUGCAAACUUCUUGUAUAUGAGUACAUGCCUAAUGGAAGCUUGGGUGAUUUGUUACAUGGUAGUAAGGGAGGUUUGCUUGAUUGGCCAACAAGGUAUAAGAUCCUUUUAGAUGCUGCUGAGGGGCUUUCUUAUUUGCAUCAUGAUUGUGUUCCUCCAAUUGUGCAUAGAGAUGUUAAGUCCAACAAUAUUUUGCUUGAUGGGGAUUUCGGAGCACGGGUGGCCGAUUUUGGUGUAGCCAAGGUGGUUGAUUCCACCACUGGCAAGCCGAAGUCCAUGUCUGUUAUUGCAGGGUCCUGUGGUUACAUUGCUCCAGAGUAUGCUUACACACUCAGAGUGAAUGAGAAAAGUGAUAUCUACAGCUUUGGUGUGGUUAUUCUCGAGUUAGUCACAAGGAGACUUCCGGUGGAUCCAGAGUUUGGCGAGAAGGACUUGGUUAAGUGGGUAUGCACAACUCUAGAUCAGAAAGGAGUAGACCAUGUUAUUGAUCCAAAAUUGGAUUCUUGUUUCAAGGAAGAUAUAUGCAAAGUCCUCAACAUCGGUAUCCACUGUACUAGUCCUCUGCCCAUCAACCGGCCGUCCAUGCGAAGGGUAGUAAAAUUGCUGCAAGAAGUUGGACCAGAGAACAUGCCUAAAACUGCUAAAAAGGAUGGGAAAUUGACACCUUAUUACUAUGAAGAUGCCUCGGAUCAUGGAAGCAUAGCUUGAGAAUUACAGUAGUCUAAUUUUUUUUUUUCCUUUUCAACUUGGGAUUUUGAAGGAGAUAAGCUCCAGGUUUUCUUGUUCUAGGGUUAACUUCCCAGUUUGCUAUACAAAGUGAGGGAAGGUAAAGGAGAAAAGAAAUGGGUAGAAUGCAAGGAAUUUCUUAAGUUAUUAAUGAGAUCUUAAAUUCUUGUACACUGUAAAGUAACUAUUCCUGAAUUUUUCCUUUAAAUGGGGUCUUACCCUCCAUUAAAAGAUGCUUUGUUGAGGGUGAUGUAUUAUAGUGUUAAGUGCUCUCAUCCCUCAAGACUAGAUUUUCUUGAAAAUGGUGGGUCUUUUAUUGGCA